Medicago truncatula (barrel medic) is the source of this 2647-nucleotide messenger RNA. Its product is annotated as ARM REPEAT PROTEIN INTERACTING WITH ABF2. The record is from RefSeq and is a predicted model, not a curated record. Gene Ontology annotation, molecular function: protein binding. Lineage: Eukaryota; Viridiplantae; Streptophyta; Magnoliopsida; Fabales; Fabaceae. Bases 159 to 2267 code for a protein of 702 amino acids. The transcript is spliced from 19 exons.
UAUCUAUGUUCAACUUGAAAUCCGAAAUCCAUUUUGUAUCACGCUCUUCUCCCUCUCACACCUAUCUAACUCUUAUCUAUCUCACACAGAGAGAGAGAGAGAGAAAGAGAGGGAGAGGAACCUUCUAGACUCUUUCUUCUUAUUCUUCUUAACCGUUGAUGGAGCUUCUACCAUCAUCAGAGAAGAAAGGCCAGAAAAGAAAACUGGAACAACAAGAAGAACAAUUCCAACAAGUCACACAGAUCUCCCUUCCUCUCACCGGAGACGCUCUCGACGCCGUUCUCUCCGACGUCGAUCAACACGUUUCAAUUCUCCUUUCAUCUUUCUCAUCCAACGAAUUCGAUAGAGCUUCCGCUAAACGCGCCACUCACGCUCUCGCCGAUCUUGCCAAAAACGAGGAAAUUGUGAAUGUCAUUGUUGAAGGAGGUGCUGUUCCGGCUUUGAUUAAGCAUCUUCAACCACCGACUCAAAAUGAUUCUGUUCAAAAGCCGUUGCCGUUUGAACAUGAGGUUGAGAAAGGGAGUGCUUUCGCGCUUGGACUUCUUGCUGUCAAGCCAGAACAUCAACAGCUCAUUGUAGACAGUGGUGCCUUGAAGCAUCUUGUUGAUCUUUUGAAGAGACAUAAGAAUGGACUAACAUCACGUGCCAUUAAUAGUCUCAUUCGGAGGGCUGCAGAUGCGAUCACGAAUCUUGCUCACGAGAACAGCAGUAUUAAAACCCGUGUCAGGACGGAAGGUGGGAUUCCACCAUUAGUUCAUUUGCUUGAAUUUGCGGAUACAAAAGUGCAAAGAGCAGCUGCUGGUGCUUUACGAACCCUGGCUUUUAAAAAUGAUGAAAACAAGAAUCAGAUUGUUGAAUGCAACGCUCUUCCAACUCUGAUUUUGAUGCUUCGGUCAGAAGAUGCUGCUAUUCAUUAUGAAGCGGUUGGUGUGAUCGGAAAUCUGGUCCACUCAUCCCCCAAUAUAAAGAAAGAUGUUAUUCUUGCUGGAGCCUUGCAACCUGUUAUUGGAUUACUUAGCUCCUGUUGCUCUGAAAGCCAGAGGGAAGCAGCAUUGUUACUUGGACAGUUUGCAGCGACUGAUUCAGACUGCAAGGUUCACAUUGUACAGAGAGGUGCUGUACGACCUUUGAUAGAGAUGCUUCAGUCUUCAGAUGUUCAGCUCAAAGAAAUGUCUGCUUUUGCAUUGGGGAGAUUGGCACAGGACACACAUAACCAAGCUGGUAUUGCACACUCUGGCGGAUUAGUGCCACUACUGAAGCUUCUUGACUCAAAAAAUGGGUCUUUGCAACAUAAUGCUGCUUUUGCUCUUUAUGGCCUUGCAGAGAAUGAGGAUAAUGUGCCCGACUUUAUUAGGAUAGGUGGAAUUAAGAGAUUUCAGGAUGGAGAGUUUAUAAUCCAAGCAACUAAGGAUUGUGUUGCUAAGACAUUGAAAAGACUAGAAGAGAAGAUUAAUGGUCGUGUGCUGAACCAUUUGUUAUAUCUUAUGAGAGUUUCUGAAAAGGCAUUCCAAAGACGAGUUGCUUUGGCUCUUGCUCAUCUUUGUUCUGCAGAUGACCAGAAAAAAAUAUUUAUUGACCACAAUGGGCUGGAGUUGCUUAUUGGACUUCUUGGCUCAUCUUGCCCUAAGCAGCAACUUGAUGGUGCUGUGGCUUUAUUCAAGUUGGCCAACAAAGCUAUGACUCUGUCUCCUGUAGAUGCUGCUCCUCCAUCCCCAACACCUCAGGUCUAUUUGGGGGAGCAGUAUGUAAACAAUGCUACCCUGUCCGACGUUACAUUUUUGGUUGAAGGUAAACGGUUUCAUGCUCAUAGAAUCUGUCUACUUGCAUCUUCAGAUGCAUUUCGUGCGAUGUUUGAUGGUGGUUAUAGGGAGAAGGAUGCAAGGGACAUUGAGAUUCCAAAUAUUAGAUGGCAGGUCUUUGAGCUUAUGAUGAGAUUUAUCUAUACUGGAUCAGUUGAUGUCACUCUUGAAAUUGCUCAAGAUCUCCUCCGAGCAGCUGAUCAAUAUCUCUUGGAAGGGCUUAAGAGACUAUGUGAAUACACGAUUGCACAGCAUGUAUCACUCGAGAAUGUGUCAAGUAUGUAUGAACUUUCAGAAGCCUUCAAUGCUACAUCAUUGAGACACACGUGCAUCCUUUUUAUCUUGGGGCACUUCGAUAAAUUAAGUGAAACGCCAGGGAACUCUGAUUUAAUUCAGCGUACAAUACCAGAUAUCCGCAAUUACUUUGUUAAUGCUCUUACAAAGGGGAACUCCAACAUCCAGGCGUAGCAUGUGCCAUUCUUACUUCUAACAGAUUGCAAUGUACAUAAUAUGCAGAUGUUAUUUAUUGAAGUGUGAGGUCUUCUGGAUUCAGAACAACAUGGUUUUGAAGAAAUGUCCAACACCAAGUGGUGUAUGUUCUUUUUUGAUGAUGUGUCUCUCUCAUCUGAUUUUAAUGUCGAUGUCAUAGAUGUAGCACACAUGACCUUCACGAACAUUGUUUUUUUUCCUCCUGCAAGAUUGUGAUGGUUAUGAAUUAAUUGUUCUCUAUCUCAAUCGAUUUUCCUUUACAAUUGUUGAGUUUAUGAUUAUGUUACAGGUUACCCAAUCAUUUCAUGUAUAUAUGACAAUUAGUCGUUUGCAAGAAAGUUGCGUUGAUGGUCUGGUUA